Dentiscutata heterogama is the source of this 1588-nucleotide messenger RNA. The record is from the annotation of a GenBank genome assembly. Lineage: Eukaryota; Fungi; Glomeromycota; Glomeromycetes; Diversisporales; Gigasporaceae.
AUGUCUACGGACCACGACGCGAUAGCUAGUUUAUGUGCACUUCGUUUUUUUGGAACAAAUAGUCAGGUUCCCACUUUUAACGUGAUGGAUAACUUUUAUGCACAACUUACUCCUAUGAAAUUUCCUUCUGCCAAAGAAGCUGCUUCAUUUUGUAGGCAGUUGGCACGAGAGUAUGGCUUUACAGUAAAGCAAGAAACUAGCUCCAAUAAGAAUGUAUAUGUGUAUUGUUCUCGAGAAGGUAUUUCUGAAAGUGUGAAAAUUGGUAGAGAGACAAAAAGAAAACGGGCAUCCCUUCGUUGUGACUGUAAAUGGAGAGUGGUCUUAUUUAGAAAUGAACAAGGUAAUCAUUGGGAAUUUCGAAAGUCGGUAAACCCACAGCAUUCGGAACAUAAUCACGACCUGAUUCCUCCAGAACAUAUUCCUGAGCCAUGGCCUCCAAAUGUUCUGCAACGAAUUGCUGAUCUUGCAAAUUCUGGAUUAUCAACUGGUGAUAUAAGAAAUACAAUGCAAAUGGAAUUUCCGAAUUUGUUAUGGGAUGAGAGGAGGAAAAAAUUGAAAAUAAGAGACACUGAACAACGCGUUAUUGAUACAAUAGUUCUGGCGGCCCGUAUUGCCUCUUUAGCUUGUUCCAAUAAAGAAUAUACUGAUAAAGUUCAUAAUGUUCUUCAUAAGACAUUUGAAGAUAUCUGCAGAUGUGCUAAAAUUGAUCCUUCAUCUAUCUUUAACGAUAAUUUAUCAACGUAUGGUGAUAUGACUGUAAUAACGCCAUCUACGUCAUCAAGUGCAGAUAUCAUAUGUACUUACCCCGCAGGCAUAAUAACCGUUAAAAAUAUUCCUGGGCAAAAAGGAAGACCUUCAAAAAAGAAUUUACACCAAUUACAAUCUAACCAACUGAUUCCACCACAAUCUCAAUGUCAACUCGAUCAAAUAAAUACUAUAACACCUCAAAAUAUUUUGACUCCACCAAAUGAACAUUCUCCACAAUUAACACAACAACAAAUUGAUUUGGCUUUACAUUCACAAAAUGAGUCAUUGUCUCAAUCACAUAAUCAAAAUGCUCCGUUAUCAUCUCAAUUGCAACAACAUAGUGGUUUACAACAACUUCAAAAUGAUUUGGCCUUUCCUCGAUUACAAAAUACUAAAGAUUUAAUACUAUCGCAAUUAAAUGCUCAAAAUGUAUUAAUCUCUCCACAUAUACAAAAUUCUUCACCGUUAACACCUCAAACUCAAUCGAGAAUUCAAAUUCUUUCACAAUCGUAUUUUCAUUCUCAACAUCAAGAAGCCGAUAUAUCAAAUGGUUCACCACAACAAUUGCAUUUACAAUCACAGCAGAGCUAUUCAAAUCAACAAGUUCCACAGGUGGACCAAUCGCAAACUUUAUCUUAUACACAACAACUUCAACAGCCUAUUCCUCAAAUGCAAUUACCACAAUCAUUACGUAUGCAAUCAAAGAUGUCUACUACUACUUUUCAAUUUAUGAAUGAGGAUAUAACACAUCAAAAGCAAAUAUUGUCGCCUCAAAAAAAUACAGCUGAGAUUGAUAAUACACCAAGAAUUGAGAAUACAAACACUUAUGAUAAUGUAACUG